GGCCGCGGGGGGAAGCGAGUCGGCAGCGGACCAAGAUGGCGGCGCCCACGGAGGGGCUCGCGUUCGCCUCAGGGGUGGAAAAGACUUGGGGCGCGCUGGUUCGCUCCCCAGAAGGAACGCCCCAGAAAGUCCGGCAGCUGAUCGAUGAAGGCAUCGUCCCGGAAGAGGGGGCGGCGGAAACGAAAGACCCUUCUGCCACGCUGCAGUCAGUCAAUGGAUCACCCCAGGAAGAACAACCUCCUUUGGAGUCAACAAAGAAAGAAGCCUUCUUUAGUAGAGUGGAAACAUUUUCUUCCUUGAAAUGGGCAGGGAAGCCCCUCGAGCUGUCUCCACUUGUCUGUGCCAGAUACGGCUGGGUCACAGUUGAAUGUGACAUGCUCAAGUGUUCCAGCUGUCAAGCUUUUCUCUGUGCCAGUUUACAGCCAGCUUUUGAUUUUGACCGAUAUAAAGAGCGCUGUGCCGAGCUGAAGAAGGCCUUGUGUACUGCCCAUGAGAAGUUCUGCUUCUGGCCAGACAGCCCUUCUCCAGAUCGCUUUGGAAUGCUGCCAUUGGAUGAGCCCACUGUUCUUGUUAGUGAAUUCCUAGAGCGUUUUCAAAGCCUUUGUCAUUUGGAUCUUCAGCUUCCUUUCCUGAGGCCUGAGGACUUAAAGGCUCUGUGUUUGACAGAAGACAAAAUCAGUCUCCUCCUGAAUCUGCUAGAAGAUGAGCUUUAUCACCAGACAGACGAGAGAAAAACUGCACCCAAACUUGGCUCGGACAUCCAAGUUCACAUCACUGCCUGUGUCCUCGCUCUGUGUGGCUGGGCAUGUAGCCCUUGCUCGGAGCCCAUGCAGCUCUCCCUCAUCACGUGCUCCCAGUGCAUGAGGAAGGUAGGGCUCUGGUUCUUCCAGCAGAUUGAGUCAUCUGUGUCUGAGCUGGAUACCUCUCUCAGCAUCACCAGCUCCCCCAUCCCAGGUCCUGAUGGCCGCCCCGAGCGCUUCCCUCUGGUGCCUGAGUCUCCUCGGAGGAUGAUGACUCGGAGCCAGGAUGCCACGUUUUCCCCGGGCUCAGAGCAGGCUGAAAGGAGCCCUGGGCCCAUCAUCUCCCGAACUCGGAGCUGGGACUCUUCCAGUCCUGUGGAUCGUCCUGACCCUGAGGCCACUAGCCCCACCCCCCGAACCCGCCCGGUAACCCGAAGCAUGGGGACAGGAGACUCGGGCCUGGAGAUGCCGUCCAGCCCUCUGCGCAAAGCCAAGCGCCCACGCCUCUGCUCUUCCAGUAGUUCGGACACCUCGUCCCGCGGCUUCUUUGAUCCCACCUCUCAGCACCGGGACUGGUGCCCCUGGGUGAACAGCACUCUUGGCGAGGAAGCCAGAGAAAACGGUGUUUCAGAGGCGGACGGCAGCCCCGCAGCCGAGCCGGGCUGGCGGCUGGUCCUGCAGGUGCUCCUGGCCCACAAGCAGGCUAACCAGCCUGAAGAGACUGAGUCCACGAGUCUGUCAGAGAAAUCCAGGAAGGUUUUUCGAAUAUUCCGGCAGUGGGAAACUUUAAGCUCAUCAUGAAGCCAGUUGUGACCAUUUCUGGAGAGAAGCAGAAUAAGUGACUGUGAAGGAUAAAGUCUGAAUCCCGUUUGAUCAGCCAGUGCCAAGUUUCCUUCGUUCUGGUUUAAUCCUAAGGAGUUCCUGCUUUGGUAACGGCAAGUGGUCCGGUCUGCAUCUACCAGGAAACCACUGUUUCCUCGCGGCCGGGGACAGGGCAAAGCUGCUUCAGCUCCACGUGUCAGAGGAGCGUGGAAUUAAAACUUGAUGGAAGACCAAGGACUUGAGCACUUUCAUUGUUUGUAGUGUCGAGCUGUGUUGCAAAUUCUUUGUGUCCCAGGAAUAUGACAGUAUAUGUAUUAAAAUAUUUGUUAAGAUU
This is a messenger RNA of Sorex fumeus (smoky shrew), 1896 nucleotides long. RefSeq names its product zinc finger C3HC-type containing 1 (gene ZC3HC1). Gene Ontology annotation, cellular component: nucleus. The transcript is spliced from 10 exons. The coding region runs from base 36 to 1541 and encodes 501 amino acids. Gene Ontology annotation, molecular function: zinc ion binding. The record is from RefSeq and is a predicted model, not a curated record. NCBI's taxonomy places the organism in Eukaryota, Metazoa, Chordata, Mammalia, Eulipotyphla, Soricidae.